CGGCAGUCAGUCAGUAGUCGUGUAGUGUUGGCGGAGUUCGCCCGCGUGUCGCCGCCGCAUGCAAGCGCUCGCGUAGCCGCAACACUUGCGUACAAUAACAACACAGCGUUGUGUCGCCUUGUCGCUUGUCGCCUGUCGUCUGUUAGUGUUCUAUAUUGUCCCGAACUUUGGAUAUCUGGCUUCUGGAUGUGCUGCUCCACUUGAAUUGAGUAGAGGCGAGCCGCCGUGUGCCAUGUGUCCGACCAUUCCGAGCUGCUUCCCCGGCACAACGAGUCCGCGACGACACAGGUAGACAGAGCCGACCGUAGCACGCAGGAGACACACGGGCCACAACUACAGACAUACGAAGCAACACGCGGCCAACAUGGAAGUCACCACGCUGGCCUCGCUGACGGAACUGGACACCAUGAGCACGCUGACCUCACUGGCGGACCUGGACACCGUGACCGAGGUGUUCACCAUGGCGGGCAACCUGAGCCACGCGGGGAACGGCACCGCGGGGGGCGCGCCGCACAAGGCCAUGGGGGGGUUCGGGGUGCUGGUGAAGGUGGUGUACGCCAUCGGCAUCGUCGGCAACGCGUGCGCCAUCAUCGCGCUGCGCCGCGGGGAGCGCCGCGUGCGCAACAGGAAGCACCUGCUGCUGCUCACCUCGCUCGCGGCCAACGACCUCGUGGCGCUGGUGGGCAUGAUGUGCGCGAUGCUGGUGGCGGAGCACGUGCCGGGCGUGGGCAGCACGCGCGCGUACUGCGCGGCGCGCGUCGUGCUGCGCGUGUUCGGCAUCGGCUCCGUCUGCAUCGCCGUCACCAUGGCGCUGGAGCGGUACCUCGCGCUCACGCGCCCCUUCCUCUACCAAAAACAAGUGACGUACUACGUGAUCCGCAUGGCGCUGCUGGUGUCGUGGUUCUGGGCGGCGUGCCUGACGUGCGCGCCCAUCCUGGGGCUCGGCCUCUACUACGACGACUCCAAGUGCGUGCGCUACAGGAACGCCGAGACUCCCACCGACUUCGCCUACGCCGUCUUCUACGUCGCCUUCGGAACGGUGCUGUGCUUGGUGCUGGUGUACUGCAACCUGGCGGUGAUCCGCGCGCUGUACGCCAUCACGGCGCCGCGCGGCUCGCAGCCCGUGGUGCGCCGCGUGUCCAAGUCCAGCUGCCGGCAGCGCGCGCGCGCCGGGCCCGCGCCGCACCACCACAACGCCGCCACCGCCGAGGAGGUGGCCUUCAGUCGCCUCAUGGCCACGCUCUCCGUGCUCUUCAUGAUCUGCUGGCUGCCGCAGAUGCUGACGUCGGCGCUGUUCCUGGGGCUGGGCCCGCGCGCGUGGCCGCGGCUGUCCCCGCUGUCCAUCCUGUCCGACAUCCUCAUGCUGCUCAACUACGUGCUCAACCCCAUCCUGUACGUGCUGAUGCGCCAGCGCAGGCGGUUGUCACUCACCAACCUCUGCCACUCCAUCGCGCACUGCUUCAAGCGGAGCCAUAAAACGUCGACGGAGUCAGUGUCGAUGAAGGCAUCGUGCUGUCCACAAGAGACGCUGGUGGUGAGCGACAGCUCGGGCGCGGAGAUGCGGCCGCUGCGCGCGCCCGUGUCGCUGGCGCCCUACGACUCGCAGCACGCGGCCUGACGGCCUCGCUCGGCGGGACACGCCAACCAAACGAUAGAUCUGAUCACGACUAUCUACUAGUAACAAUAGGUACUUAAACACUCUCCGGGAAACGAAUGCAUCUGCAAAAGGUUGCUACACAAUUAAUUACAAGUAAAAAGUAAAAAAAAAUGCAGAAUGUAUUAAGUAUUGUGUCUUGGAAUAUAGGUGUUUAUUCCGCAUUUCCAUAACCAAAGAUCAUAUUCAUACUACUUCCUUAACCCGCACUCGAGUCUUCAGAGCAGUGCAGUGUGCAGUCAGACGAUUUCUCUCCCACUGUCCUGGCUGUGAGGACUGUGGACUGCAGGAGCGUCUCACAUCUCCGACAUAUCUGCUGACUCUAGUAUUGAUAUUGUUCCCUGUCAUACAGGAUAUGUAGGUAACUUAGGAUGAGUAGGUUACAGGCUAUGUACCUAGUUUGUAGGUUAAGAUAAUUAAUUAGAGUAUUUUUGUAAAUAUAGUAAACAUAAUCAUUGUUAUUGUAAUAGUUUUACAAAUUGUAUUUUCUAUUUUUGUAUUAUUCAAUUACUAGAAAGUUAAAUUUAUACUGUACCUAAUACAUGGAGUACAGAGUGAUAUGGGCUAUGUAGGGGGCGCCACGGUGGAUACAAUGUAUAAAGGAAAGUUACAAUAAAGUAGGUACAAUUGUUACUGUAGCGCCACCGAGUAUUAAUGCAGGUCGAUAUGACCACUCUUUUAUCCCCACCUCCGGAAUAUACGUAGAAGUAGGACCUCCAAAAAUCCUUGCACUUGUAUAAUUAUAAUCAUUGAAUGGGAUAUAAAUUCGGGUGUCGAUGUCGGAUUACAAUGAGCUUAAAAUAUUGGGUACAAAUUACUGAAUGUCCGAAACAUAAAAUAGUCCAAAAUUUAAACUACCUCCAAGACUACCUCCAAGAUGUACUGUAUUACCUGCUUACUUCUGCAGGCUCUGUGAUCUUCCUGUCUGCUCUUUUUCUCUUUGCUACUUUGAAUUAUGGAUAUAGAGUUUGUCGCCGAUACCUUCGAAUAAUAUAACCAGUCAUUUUAUUACACAGUAAUGUUUUUUUAAGUGAGCAUAAAAAUGUAUUAAUUUUUCAUUAUCCGGGGAAAUGUCCAUCUUUAAACAGAAAAAUGCUAAAAUACCUACGAACUAUGACUUUAAGGUUGAUUGGUACGUGGAGCUAUAAGAAUCAAUAAAUAAAUUGCUGAAAUCCAAACAACACUUAAGUGUUCAUUAGUUCAACCAAUAAGGCGGAGUUUUUAACUUCUAUUUAUUUUCUUCAUUAUUUCGUUGAUUUACGAUAAACGACCAACUACAAAACAGCUGUUACAUGCAUGCUGUAAAUAAAGAGCUAUAAACACAUAGACACUUUCACCGAAUAAAUAAAUAGAUAUAAUAACCGACUAGUCUCAAAUAGGUAGUUACCAUAUAGUUGCUUUAUGUACAUAGUAUUAAGUUAGGUAAUAGAUUUUACUUUCUCCACAAAAAAUAAUGUACCUAUAUUGUAGAACAUGACUCUAUAAUAUAAUAUACUCUCUGUUACGGUAAGUAAGGAAGGUACAUAACACAUAGAACUCAAAAUAAAAUUAUAAUACACGUGCCUGUUUGUAAAAUGGCAAAAGGAUUUCUCAAUCGCUUGCAAUUACAAUAUCUUGACAUGUCAAACCAUAAAACAUAAACAGAUAGAAACAAAAUACAAUAUCUACAUAGGUGCUUGAUAAUCAUGUACCUACUAUUUAUUAUAAUAACCCCUUCCUUCAAAUGUAAUAAGAGCUUCGGUUCGGAACCACAUACAUAUAGACAUACCACGGACAUAAUAUAAACUAUUGUAUACCUCAAUAUUAUUUGUGAUGUGUUGACAUGAAAUAUUGUACAUAAGCUUUAAUAGAUUAGUAAGUAUAUUAUUUAUAAUCGGUCGAAUUAUUGAAUACAACCUCUAAGAUACAUCUA
Spodoptera frugiperda (fall armyworm) is the source of this 3566-nucleotide messenger RNA. RefSeq names its product prostacyclin receptor. The record is from RefSeq and is a predicted model, not a curated record. Bases 365 to 1618 code for a protein of 417 amino acids. Gene Ontology annotation, biological process: adenylate cyclase-activating G protein-coupled receptor signaling pathway; positive regulation of cytosolic calcium ion concentration; inflammatory response. The transcript is spliced from 7 exons. Lineage: Eukaryota; Metazoa; Arthropoda; Insecta; Lepidoptera; Noctuidae. Gene Ontology annotation, cellular component: plasma membrane. Gene Ontology annotation, molecular function: G protein-coupled receptor activity.